CUUAUCUGCGGUCGCGUCCAUUUAAGCAAAGCCAACGCCGUCCAUUUCGAUCAGUGCCCGAGCAGACUCCACUCGUGUAAGAAAUUCUACGUUGCAUGCAUUUCUACAAGCCAUCUUCACCGAUUACGAAUCCAAGUUGCAUGCCUUUUACGCCACAUGAAUCUCUAUCAGGUUAUGACCGCUUCGGAGAUAUUCAAGAUAGUUUGAAGAGGACCUUCGACAACGGGAGUUUCAUCGAUGCUAAAUGGUUGCAAGGAGUGCCGGAAUUAACCGCCAGAGAUUUAGUUUUGCGACAAUGCGGACAGACGGGACCCACCAGUUUUUCGGAAUUUCUACCGGAAAGCACGUUAAAAUGUUGUCACAAAAUAGGGGAAGGAGUGUACGGGGAGGUGUUCCUCUUCAGAAAUCCCAAAGGCGGUACGUCCGUCAUCAAAAUAAUCCCCGUCGAAGGAGACCUGAUAGUUAACGGCGAAAAACAGAAAAAAUUCGAGGAAAUCCUUUCGGAAAUUUUAAUAACAAGCGAAUUGAGCAAUUUGCGAAACCAUGAAAGAAACCGAACAAUGGCGUUUACGGAAAUCCAGAAAAUCCAGUGCGUGCGAGGAAAAUAUCCGGAGGCGCUCAUCGAACUCUGGGACGAGUUCCAGGAAACCUACGGCUCGAAGAACGAUUGUCCGGACAUGUUCGCUGACGAUCAACUGUACGUUAUAUUCCAGAUGAAAUACGGAGGACGCGAUUUGGAAUCUUUCCAGUUUUUCGACGCUAAACAGGCUUACUCCGUCAUACAACAGAUCGCUCUGGGAUUAGCCGUGGCCGAAAAAGAGCUGAAAUUCGAGCACCGGGACCUCCAUUGGGGCAACGCGCUGGCCCUGACGGUGCCCGAAGACGAGACCGUUUCGUACAAAUUAGACGACGAAUUGUACCACAUACCGUCCAACGGCGUUCGCAUUACCAUCAUCGAUUUCACGUUUUCCAGAAUCGAGAACGACGACGUCACCGUUUUCCAGGAUUUGGGCCUGGACGAGGACUUGUUCGUCGCUUCGGGCGACUAUCAAUUCGACGUGUACAGAUUGAUGCGCGAGAAAAACGGGAAUAAUUGGAACAAAUUCGAGCCGUAUUCCAACAUUCUGUGGCUGCACUACAUAUUGGACAAGGCGGUCAAGGAUUUGAGGUAUACAAAUGUCAAGACGAAGAUCCACAGAUUUUAUCUGAAGCAGUUGAAAAUGCUCGGUGAUGAUGUGCUGAACUACGGAAACGUGAAAGAUUUUGUUUACGACAAAUUUAUAUCAUUGUAAUUCAAAGUUUAUUCUCGUCGUUUUUAAUAAUAUAUUUUUUAACCAUGUAGUUUGUUGUGUGUGAUAAUUUUUCUAAAAUGCUCACUAAUAAGUGCCUGUAUUUUUUGUAUAACUUGUAAUAUACAAUAAAGAGAAAAAAGUAAUAUAAUAUACAAC
Messenger RNA from Phyllotreta striolata, 1448 nucleotides. The record is from the annotation of a GenBank genome assembly. NCBI's taxonomy places the organism in Eukaryota, Metazoa, Arthropoda, Insecta, Coleoptera, Chrysomelidae.